Zasmidium cellare ATCC 36951 is the source of this 1437-nucleotide messenger RNA. RefSeq lists its product as uncharacterized. The coding region runs from base 1 to 1437 and encodes 478 amino acids. Gene Ontology annotation, molecular function: nucleic acid binding. Lineage: Eukaryota; Fungi; Ascomycota; Dothideomycetes; Mycosphaerellales; Mycosphaerellaceae. The transcript has a single exon. The record is from RefSeq and is a predicted model, not a curated record.
AUGACGGAUUACAGCAAGCUCAAGGUCGCGGAGCUUAAGGACCUUGUUAAAGAGCGUGGCAUCGCGUCCACCGGGCUAAAGGUCAAGCAAAAUUACGUUGAUGCGUUGAUUGCGGAUGAUGGUGCUGGCGACGGAGAUGAAAGCGUGAAGAAUGGGAAAGAGGAAGCAGAGCAACCAGCGAAGCAGGAGCCAAGCGAUGCGAAAGACGAGCCAGUUGCCGAAAGCUUACAGCAGGAUGAGGUGGAUGAGCAUGCCGAAGAGCAGGGCAACAAGCGCAAACGUCGCAGUCCCACGCCACCCUUAAGUGAGGAGAGCGUCAAUAAGAAGAUCAAGACUAUGGAGAUGAAGACUGAAGAAGAUGUCGGGGUGAAGCUACCAGAGGAUGUGGUGGCAGAUGCGCCGGCACCUGUGGAUGGGCAAUCAGAGACGCAGGCAAAGGUCCUACCAUAUGGCAGCAGCGACGAUGUAAUGGACGUUAAACAAGAGGAUGCUACAGGCGACAGCCGCAUGCAAGACACCGAGCUAGAGCACGACACUGCCGAGGAUGAUGCGCUACCAUCGAAGCACCCAAUUACCCGAGCACUCUACAUACGGGACCUUGUACGACCUCUUCAGCCAAACUUUCUGCGGGAUCAUUUACUAUCAUUGGCUCAGAAGUCAGCCACGGGAGAUGUUGCCAUCGAAGACUUCCACCUCGACAAGCUUAGAACGCACGCGUUUGUACUCUUCGACACCACCUCGGCGGCUAAAGCAGUCAGACAGGCAUUGCACGACCGGAUAUGGCCGGACGAGCCAAUGCGCAAGCCUCUUUGGGUUGACUACAUACCAGACAGUUCGGUGCGAGAUUGGAUUGAUACCGAAGUCGGCAAAGGCGACUUGACCCGAUGGGAGGUCGUCUACAGUAGCGCUGACCUGGACACCGACGGUCCAGUCACCGCAUCACUACGAGAAGCUGAUGCUGGCGCAAGUAACGCACGCAACACAGCACGCCAACCGACCGGAGCUGGUGAAGGCAUGCCCAAUGCUCCAUCUGGACCUCGCCGACAGUCAACCCAGUACCAACAACCGGCACCUCCACGAUCGCCUGAGGAAGAUCACCGGCCCCAGAGCAAAAACAACGAUACCCUCGACGACAUGUACCCUUUCACUCAGAACAAGCCCAAGAUCUACUAUCAGCCUGUCCCGCGGGAGUUGGUGGAUAGACGACUUGAGGAGUUUGAGAAGGAGAAGAGCAGAGACUGGGAUGAUCGAUUCGCGGACCCCGCGGCUUACGCGGAGGGUGAGCUGAGAAGAUAUACCUUCGAGGAUGGCGACAGGCUGGUGGAUGGCGGUGCGGAUUUCGGGCUGUUUGGCAGAAACUCGAGAGGUGGCAUGCGCGGUGGUGGAAGAGGUAGGGGUAGAGGAGGGGAUCGCUAUCGGGGUGGUGGUCGGCGAUAG